CUGAACCUAUCUCGGCCUACAUAUCCCUCGCCAAUCAUACCUAUCUUAGGAAUGGCCCGUGCGUUCUGUUCCACGCUAUAAUUCCCGGCUGGCCGUUGAGGGGAUAUGAUAUGAGUUGUCGAACUCGCCAUCAGAAUUGCAGCAAUCGACCAAAUCCCACUCAUGCCCACUCUCUCUGAACAUUCAACGAGUAUGGCAUCCUCUCGAGGUGACCAGAAUGAUAACAGUCAGCCAACGGUACCACCACCUCAGGAUCAACCAAGCCAGAGUACUCCAACAUCUCAGGGUAAUCAUGCAGACCAAGCUGCGCCAUCAACGGAGCAAGGUGUUAACUACUGCGUCGCUACCUGGAGACCGGGUGAUUCAACCAUUGUUUGCACACCUGAACAAUUGGCUAUAUGGCAGGAGGGUAUGCGCUUAGCAGCUUUGGGUCCACUGCCAGAUCCAGACGAAGAUGACUUUCUCGAUGAGCCACUGUCAAAGCCUUUCGAUCCGAAUUGGGAACCCGACUGGGCCAAGGCAGACGCAUGGAUUGAGGAGAAAGACAGUGAAGGACGAACGUUGUGGCGCAAUCGGAUCAUACACUUCGUUAGCUAUUCAGAGCCAUUGGAAGUCCGGGAAGCCAGGGACAGACUUCAGAAGGCAAACAGCAGCGCAUAACGACAUAAAGAUCAUGAUGGGUGAUUUUAGCGUGCCCGACACGACCCACCCGUCUAGACCGGUUACGUAGGGGAAAUCAGGGGAGAUCAGGAGGCGGAGAAAAAAGUGGCCGCUUUUCGUCUAGCGAGAACAUCAAAAGUCCUUCACCUAAUUUAAUAUAUCUCGGCCAAUGCUCCAAUAACUUAUAUGCGCACUCUGAUUAUAGUUCUCAAAAAGCUCUUAUUUGUUUUGGCAGUUAUAACUGUCUAGAACUGUCUAGGAUCCUUAUGGUGACGGUUCUUAGUUCUUCCAACCCGUACUAGGUGACGGUUCAGGGCCAAAAACGGCCCAACCCACCCAUCGAGAGCGCUGGACACAGCGUGGAAGGAGUCGGGAGAGGUUGAAUGCAUGCAUGGUCUCAUAUGGUGUGACCAAGAGAUAGCAAAUAGCAGCGCGUAGCGACGUAGCGAC
Messenger RNA from Mollisia scopiformis, 1110 nucleotides. RefSeq lists its product as uncharacterized. Bases 163 to 660 code for a protein of 165 amino acids. Lineage: Eukaryota; Fungi; Ascomycota; Leotiomycetes; Helotiales; Mollisiaceae. The record is from RefSeq and is a predicted model, not a curated record. The transcript has 2 exons.